ACAUCUGUCAGACAGAUCGGUUCGUAACUCAAAUCAAAAUUCAAGUUUUUGCGUUUCUUUUUGUUAGGUAAUUUAAGUUUUACUUUCAUUUGUUGAAUGUUAUCUUAUCACUUGUAUUAGCAAACACAUAACGUAGGUAUCAACAAAUAAAAAUUUUACUUCGGCAUAAUGGAUCUAAGCGAUUUCGAAAAUUUGGAUGAAGAAGUAAAGGAACUUUUGCAAAACUAUAAACAUAAAAAAGCAACAGCUUAUGAGCCGUGUACACUAAAAAACUUUAAAGAGUGCUUGAUUGGGCUAAGUGAGGAGUUAGGCUUAUUAAAUAUUGACUUUAUCUUCAACCCUUACCUUGACAUUGAGAACAACACAUUGCAACCUGAAUCACUAAUGAAGCUCAUCAACUCUGUGUGGGUGCUGUUGCAUCAUUACAAAAACACAGCAGCAAAAGCAGAAAGUUUAGCAGAGCAACAUCAUCUUUUGGAACAUAGUAAUAAACAGCUGAAUGGAAAUGUAAAGCAGCUCAAAGAAAAAUUAUGCUUAGAGAAGAAUGAAUCAAGGGCUUGUGUGGCGUCAGCACAAAGGAUUUCUGACCGUUCUGAUGACCUACUUCAUAGAUUAGCAGAGACACGCAUGCAGCUGACAAAGGUCACCAAGCAAAAAGAGACUGCAGAAAAAGCAUUCCGUAAUGAAAUAACAAAGCUUAAGAGAGAAAAUGAGAAAUUGAUGGAUAGAUUAAGAAUUAGACCAGAUACAAGGGCAUCAUGCACUGACGUGUGUGAUAGCACACUGAUGCAGUUAAGGGAGCGAGACAGGAAGCAUCGCGCUGUGAUCGCUCAACUACAAAGCAACAACCAGGAGCUGCUCAGAGAAGUACUAGCUCUAAAGGAGGAAAUCAUUCUCAGCGGUGUCCAGGGUUUCAAACUUGACAGCAGCAAGAAAUCAAAAUAGUGUCAUAAGCUUUCCUCAUACUUUCUUAAUAUUACACUCUGACAAGAUUUCAUCGUAAUUGUUGUAGAUUUAAUGGAAUAAUCUUUGACUCUGGCAUUUUAGAAUUGUAACAUUGAUAAAACUAUUUUUUAAGAUGGCAUGCAUAAUUUUUUUUUCUGUAUUUCUUCCUCUUUUCUUUCUACAACAGUUACGGUGGGUUUAGAGACCAUGUUUAUGUGCCAAAUUGUGUGCCUUAUAGGCUUUAAACUGUUACGCACAGGUUAAGUUAGUUUUUGCAUUGAGUAGUUGUAAGAUAAUUGUUAACUUAAAAUAUAACCAGUAAAUUAUCUCAUUAUAAAAUCUAAGUUCUUUGUGGUAUAUUUAGAAUGUAUAUCAUGGACUAAAUAUAAAAGGACCGGGUGGGUGUAUCAAGAUCAUUUGCGCAGAGCUUGUUUCAUUUUACUUGCGUCCAUUGCGCGACGACGCGUAUCGUCACACACAAUCUAUUAUGCCGGCCAGUUCCACACUGUCUUCAAAGUGUUCGCCGAACUUUGGCAAAUUCUGUAUACAUUGCUGAUCUUUGGUUGCGGUAAAUAAACGCACUCAUACAUAGUACGCAGUGUUCGCGCAUUUGCAUUGGCAUCUAUCACAUUUCUAAGUAUAGCCUCUGUAUUUGCUUCAUGAUGUACAUUGUUAUUUUGAUUAUCUCAAUUUGUGAUCUCAUUAACAUGCAUCAGUAUUAAUUACUUUACUAUAUAAGUCGUUAACUUUCUUUUGUUAAUUAAUGCUUACUCAUUUUUAAUGUGCUUUAAUUUUAAGUAAACAGCAUAAUGUAUCCAUUUGAAUGUCAAAACAGUAACCGUCUACAAUGGAUGUGUAAUUUUCUAUUUGAAUAGUUUAAUAAGCUUUCGAGACCAUGACGUGAUAUGGUAAAACCAUUAUCUAAUUUAAUUAGUAAUUAGUACAUAAUUAUAAUAAUUACCAAAUAUCGUUAAUUCAUAUUUAAAAAAAAACUAAUAAAAAUAAUUUUAUAAUUUUUGUAAUUCAAUCAGAAUUUAUCGAAAUUAUUUUUUAUCAGCCGCUACGCUAUAGAUAUUCGAUUACAUAUGUAUAGUCUACUUACCAUGUCUUAUCCGAGGUUUCAGUCAGGUGAUUCCUUGAAAGGGCACAAUUCACAGUUAAGGUUCGUUAUUGUUCAUGUGUUUUUAAUCAAUAAAACGAAAUAUUUGGUC
Plodia interpunctella (Indianmeal moth) is the source of this 2156-nucleotide messenger RNA. RefSeq lists its product as uncharacterized. The coding region runs from base 169 to 945 and encodes 258 amino acids. NCBI's taxonomy places the organism in Eukaryota, Metazoa, Arthropoda, Insecta, Lepidoptera, Pyralidae. The record is from RefSeq and is a predicted model, not a curated record. The transcript has 4 exons.